UUGUCGGGAAAAAGCGACGCACAGUUUAGAUUCAGACGUUAGCUGGUGUGGUUCGCGAGCGCUUGUAUCACAAUAAGAGAGAGAGUAAGGUUUGGGCGCGCAGAUGAAACUAGCGGUAACGGUAACAUCGCGUUUGCUUCUGAAUAGCAAGUGCGAGUGCGAGUGUGAGUGCGGGAGGAGGCGACGUGCCAUUAACAGCAGCACUCUGCUGUUGCUGUUGCUGUUACUGUUGUUGUUAUUGUAGUUAUUAUUGUGUGUUUGCUGAACAAAUAAAGGAAAAACAAAUAUGCGCAUAAAGAAACGGCUUUGAUAUAGUUUCUGAAAUGGAAUGCCAAAUUACAACAAAUUCUAAAAUUGUUGCGAGCUUAUCAACAAAGAUCAGUUAAUAAAAUGUUGAUUGAAUGCAUUUCGCGUUGCAUUCCAUAAACAACUAGAACCAGAGAAACGGAACAGAAAUUGAAAAAAAAAAAGGAAAAACUUAUAAAGCUUAUUAAGCCAAGGGAAAAAACCCACCGAAUAUAUAAGCAAAAUAAUCCCAAUAAAGAGAGAGAGAGAGAGAGAGAGAGAGAGAGAGAGAGUAAAAGAUUCAAGUGACUUUUGCUUGAGACAGCAAAUGAACUUCAAUCCAGAGAGUUUUGUAGCCACAGCAGCUGCAACCGUCCAGAACUCUCAUCAUCCUUGCCAUCAGCCAGAGCAGCAGCAGCACCUGCAGCAUCACAAUAUACCACUGCCGCCCAGUUACGGGAUCGAGAUCAGUAUCGGGUCGGGCAGUGGUAGGAGCAGUGUCGGAGGUAGCGGCGCUGGUGGCGGCGGCGGCGGCAGCGGCGGCGGCGGCAGCGGCAGCGGCGGAGGUGGUAGCAGUUCACCUAAAAUCAUGGAAUGGACCAACGACGAUGCCUUGGAGUUAAUUGAACAGUAUCGCUGCCAUACGGAACUGUGGAAUCGGGCCGAUCCCAAGUACAAGGACAAACUGUGUCGGUUCCGGGCGUGGUCAGAGAUUGCGGAGCGAUUCGGCUGCAGCAAGGCUGAGGUGGAGCGCAAGAUGAACGUGCUGCUGACACAGUACAGGCGCGAGAAGCACAAAAUGUUUGUGAAAAUCUAUCAGGGCAUACAGCCGAAUCCGUCCAAGUGGUAUGCCUUCAAGCGUUUCGAUUUCAUGGAAGCCGGCGGCGGCAGCCUGAGCGGAUUACCAGCCGGCUUGGGCGGCAGUGCCGCUUCGUCAUCGUCCAGCACGACGCACAAUGGACUGAAUGGACUGGCCGCUGCAGCGGUCGCUGCUGCUGCUUACGAGAACAGCACCAUCGCUGCAGCGGCCAAUGGUGGAGCCACCGGCCCGAUGGGGUGUGCAACUGGUGCCACAACAACAGCAUCUGGAGCGGCGAUGCCUGCAUCACAGCACAGACGCAUCAAAACCAAAGAGCUCAAGUAUUUUGGAGCGAUGGGCCUAAAUAUACCUAUGCUGAUAGCAAAUAGUCAAUCGAUGGACAAUUGGAAUACGGCGGGUCAAUACUCGCCGCCGAUAGGUGGCGCUGGUGGCGGUGGUACAGGAGUCGUGGUGCCUAAUGCACAGCAGGAGCAGCAGCUGCGCGUUUCUAUGCCAAUGUCUUAUGGUGCUGGUGGUGCCGGUGGUGCCAGUGGUGCGCCCUAUGCGGUCGGCGGUGGAGCAGGUGCUGGUGGUGCUGGUGGUGCUGGUGGCGGUGGCGGUGGCAGCAGUAGCAGCGAUUUCCAGCCCAGUCCCCAUAAAACCAUCGAUACAUCGGAUAACGAGGAUAACAUUAUGAGAGAUGAGGCGACGGCGACGGCGCUGGGGCAGCUGGCGGCCAAAGUGGAGCGUCGCUCCACGCCGCUAUCCUCCAAUAUGGGCGGUGGCAGCCGCAGCGGCAGCAGAGACGGCGGCAUCGGCAACGCCCUGGAUGCUGGCGAACAUCCUGUCGCCGAGCCAGCGCCCAUUGCGGCCGCCUUGAGCGAGGCCGGUUCUAGUCCAAUACCCAACACAAACACCAACAUACACGAAGCGCAUAAGAAUCACCUACUGAAAUCGAGUCCGGGUUCGGUGCGUGCCGUGACGCCUCGGCAUGCGCAUGAGCAGCUGCAUCAUGGCCAUCAUACGCUGCGCCAGCAUCAGGAUGAACUAGAUAUUAAGCAGGAGCUCGUUGAUUACUUCCAUCCGCCGUCCGUUUCAGCAGCUCCGCCGCCGCCUGACUCACAUCGUUCCUAUAGCUCGUCCGGCGAGGAGAAUCGCCUGCAUUUGGACAUGGCGCAGGACUUGCGCGUUGCCCAGGCCAAAGCUCAAGCCAAUUUCGGCCAGUUCGUGCUGCCGCCGCGCAGCAGCAGCGCCCAAUUGGCAGCGGCAGCGGCGGCUGCCUCCAUGCCCCUAAAUAUGCGCAAACUGACGGCCGGCUCCAGUGCCGGCCACAUGCUGAUGAAUUCCCUGCUCAGCUCGAGGGCGAGCAUGUCGGAUGGCGACGACAAUGAUGAGGCAACCGAGUCGGCAGCUAGUCCUGGCCACAUCAAGAGCAGCGUCUCGGCCCAGGACGCCAGCUCGACGGCGGCAGCGGCUGCUGCGCUAUACGCAGAGAGUCUCACCCGGGACGAUUGUGAUUUCGUGGGCUCCAAUGUGUCGAUGAAGCUGCGCACCAUGGAUCGUACGCAGCGCAUCAUUGCCGAGAAACUAAUUAGCGAGGUGCUCUUCUUUGGCCAGUUCAAUGAGCUCGAACGCACCGCGUGCAUCCAGCCCAAGUGACAACGACAUCUGACCAGAGAGUGGAGGCGGGUAGGUUUAGUUACGGGAACGGGAGCGGGAGCGGGACUAGGCAUGGGAAUGGGAAUGGGUUAUACAGCUGCGAAUGGCAUGGCAACGGGUUUGGAAAUGGCUUGGAACAUGGCAAAUAGACCUAACCAAAUUUCACUGUGAAAUAACCAAGAAAACAACAACAACAACAACAACAAAAUACAAAACAGUACAAUUUACUUUUAGUUAAUGCGAGUCCUAGGGCUCAUCUGUACAAAGCACAUGUGGGCAUAUGGGGGGCGGGGAAUGGCAGCGUUACUUAGGCAUAAUAGAACAGCUAUAUAUGUAGUCAGUGACAUUCAGUGAUUGAAUAAUAGAGUCAAGUCGAAAGCAAUUUCCAAUCGACUGUCUAUCAAAUAUACAUCUAUAUAUAUAUAUUUGAGCUCACAAUUGCAAAACACAAAACUAAACGACAGAAUCUCAGUAUUACUUAUAAACAACAACAAACAAACCAACAAACAAAAUACAUAGCUAUAUGUAGCAUAUACCAUAUACAUACGUACAUAUAUAGAUAGAUAGAUAGAUAGAUAGAGCAGCUAUAGCAAUAUCUAAUCUCAGCAAGCAUUUGCCAUGUUGGGCCAACAGACCAACCAUGUCCACCUGGGGUUACCUUUGCCCAAGAGAAUCACGCCCACGUUGGGCGUAAAAUGACGAAAGACAAAAGUUGACCAGUUGCUGGUCAAAGUGCUGAAUAGAGUGCAUUCAAUUUGCAAUUUGAUGGAUCGAAAAUCUCGUUCGUUUCGCAUUGGUUCGGGCAGAACCAAAUGAUGUACAUACAUACCUAUAUAAAAUAGCAACAUGUACAGAUCUAUAUGUUUUUAUAGUUAGUAGUGUUAUACAUAUACAUAUAUAUACAGAUACAAUACAUAUAUAUAUAUAUAUCGAUGUACCUUAUUUUAACAACAAAGAGAAAUGUUUUUGUAGUCAUUUAAGUCUGGUCGUUAACUUACAAACACCAACACACCAACAAUACAGCAACUGAAACCAACCAACAAACCAACAAACCAACAUAGCACUUAAUUUAAGUUAUCUAACAAUCCAUCGGCGAGCAGAGUGCGUAGAUCUAAAUAUGAAUAUGAGUAAAUAUAUAAAUAUAUGCACUAUAUACAAAUACAUAUAUAUAUAUUAAAAUGUAUAACUAAUGCUAUACAGGUCGUCACUAGUUGUUAAUAAACCAAACAAAUAAACAAAAAAUUGAAAAAAAAAAUACGAGAAAAACAAAAACAAAAAUACACUAUUAUAAAUAAAUAUUGUAAUAUUAUUGUACAUUAUUUUGCGUAAUGAUGUUUGCUUAAUGUUUAAGUAGACUUAGU
Molecule: messenger RNA, 4104 nt
Organism: Drosophila mojavensis
Lineage: Eukaryota; Metazoa; Arthropoda; Insecta; Diptera; Drosophilidae
Product: serine/threonine-protein kinase minibrain
Exons: 3
Coding region: 614-2743 (709 amino acids)
Source: RefSeq, a predicted model, not a curated record